AAUAAAAAUAAAGUUUAAUAUUUAAAAUGUGAGUGUAGAUGAACUGAAAAGAGAGUGUGGGCUAGAGAAAGUCCCGGUUACUCGCCAUGGCAGCGACAAUUCCUUUCUCUCUGCUAAGGAACUGCUCGCCAUUGAAACUGGCAACACCUGUCGCUCGCAAAGCCUCCAACUUUAAUCUCCUUCUCCCUCUUCAACCACGCAGGUUGGGCUUCAGUACUCAUGCCACGAACAAUGAAGAGGCUGCAGCAAAAGCAGCUGCUGUUAACUUUGAUAGUGAAGCUCCUACAAUAUUCGAUAAGAUCAUAAAUAAGGAAAUCCCUUCGAGUAUUGUAUACGAGGAUGAAAAGGUUCUAGCAUUUCGAGAUAUUAAUCCGCAGGCUCCAGUUCAUGUUCUAGUCAUUCCAAAACGUAGAGAUGGAUUAACACAACUUGGAAAGGCUGAUAGUAGACAUGGGGAAAUAUUGGGUCAACUUCUCUAUGCUGCAAAAAUAGUAGCUGAGAAAGAAGGUAUAGUUGAUGGAUUUCGUGUUGUCAUCAACAAUGGUCCAAGUGCAUGUCAAUCUGUGUAUCAUCUGCACUUGCAUGUAUUAGGUGGGAGACAGAUGAAUUGGCCACCAGGUUGAAUUCUUGUAAAUUAUAACAUGAAAAUUUCGGAUGAAUCUCAUGGAUAUUUCUCCUCCAAGAGUUGUACUUUUGUGACCUACGUAUAAAUAAUAUAGGAACAAGUAAUUCUUCAGUUUUUGGUCAGCGGAAGCUUAUCUGUAAUCAAAUAGAAAUGGUGAAAUGGUCGUUAGUUUUUACUAGGAAAACCUAACCUUUUUAUAUCUCGAAUAAUACUAUUAGGUAGAAUAUUUGGCCA
Vigna unguiculata (cowpea) is the source of this 859-nucleotide messenger RNA. RefSeq names its product 14 kDa zinc-binding protein-like. Lineage: Eukaryota; Viridiplantae; Streptophyta; Magnoliopsida; Fabales; Fabaceae. The record is from RefSeq and is a predicted model, not a curated record. Gene Ontology annotation, molecular function: catalytic activity.